UCCUCGGCCAUCGCAUCCUACAAAGAUACGUCCUGGAUUCCCUCAAAUUCCGCACCCAAUUCCUCUCACUCCCAAUGGCAAAUCCUUACCGAUCAAGCGAAGGUCUUAGUGCGAGACAGGGCGCUAAUUCGGAUGAAAUCCAACUGAGGAUUGAUCCAGUGCAUGGAGACCUCGACGAGGAGAUCUCGGGUCUUCAUUCACAAGUCAGACGUCUUAAAAGUGUAGCUCAAGAGAUUGAAGCAGAAACAAAAAUUCAGAAUGAUAUCCUCUCUGAUUUGCAAAUGGCAAUAAGUCAAGCUGGGGCAGGGGUGAAAAAUGGCAUGAAGAGGUUGAAUAGAACCAUCACCCAGCAGAGCUCAAAUCAUAUCUUGCAAGUGAUUGUUUUUGGACUACUUUGUUUCAGUAUAGUCUACCUAUGGUCCAAGCUAGUUAGAAGGUGAGGACCUAGUUUACUCCAAAAGAGAGGAGCUGCCAUUCAUGAAUUAGAAGGGUCUUCUGUGGUCAUCAACGUAAUAUCCAGGUGUUAUGAUACAAGUUGUAUCGUAAAUCCUUCUUUGUAGUUAUAGUUGUGACUUGUGAAGCUCUUUUUGACGAAAGGUUUGAGAUUUUUUUUCUCCCAUGCGCAAUAUAUGCAUGUUUUCAAUAUUCUCCAACAUUCUCACAUUAUGCUUUGAGCCACAUCUAAAGCGAAAGGCUGAGAAUACAUUUAUAUGUAUAUGGAGCCUUGUCUCUGUUCACCUUUUGGUUAUUUUUAGGAUACCAUGGUAUUGUUAAUUUGAUCCCUAAAGAAGGGAAUCCUUACUUUUGUAGGAAUGACUUUCAUAUCAUGAAUAGAUUUUUUCUACUUUGGAAAUAUGCACGCCAUGAUGAAUGUCAACAAUGUGACGCUGCUAAUGUAUGAUUUGAAUCUUUUUAUUUAAGAAUUGGGCAUCUAAUACAAGGCGUGAUCGGAGGAUGUUAUCAUUU
This is a messenger RNA of Corylus avellana, 966 nucleotides long. RefSeq names its product bet1-like protein At4g14600. NCBI's taxonomy places the organism in Eukaryota, Viridiplantae, Streptophyta, Magnoliopsida, Fagales, Betulaceae. The record is from RefSeq and is a predicted model, not a curated record.